AAUUAUUUUGGCAGCUCUACCUAACUCUGAUGCAGCGUAGAAAACAGAACAAGCUAUGAAAUAAGAUGGCAAGAAGGAAGUUCACUGGAUUGGAAAUCUCUCUGAUUGUCCUCUUUGUCAUAGUUACCAUCAUAGCUAUUGCCCUUGUUGCUGUUUUAGCAACAAAGACACCUGCUGUUGAAGAAAUUAGGGAUCCUACUUCAACUCCAGCUACCACCUCGUCUCCUUCUGGUUCAGGAAGAUGUCCAAAUGAGCCGAAUGAUGCUGUCAAUGAGAGAAUAAACUGCAUUCCAGAACAAUUUCCAACACAGGCUACUUGUGCCCAGCGAGGCUGCUGCUGGAGGCCUCGGAACGAUUCUACUGUUCCUUGGUGUUUCUUUGCAGAUAACCACGGAUAUAAUGUUGAAGAAAAGACAACAACAAGUACUGGAUCUACAGCCAAAUUAAGAAGGAUAUCUUCACCUACAGUCUUUGGAGCUGACAUUGAUAAUGUUCUUUUGACAACUCAGAAUCAGACGAUCAAUCGUUUCCGGUUUAAGAUUACAGAUCCAAACAACACCCGAUUUGAAGUUCCUCAUCAGUAUGUCAAAGAAUUCACUGGGCCCGUAGCUUCUGAGACAUCGUACGAAGUUCAGGUUACUGAAAGCCCCUUCAGUAUCAAAGUUAUUAGGAAAAGCAAUGGCAAAACAUUGUUUGAUACCAGCAUUGGUCCCCUGGUGUACUCUGACCAGUACUUACAGAUCUCGACCAGACUCCCCAGUGAAUAUAUUUAUGGUAUUGGAGAACACAUUCAUAAGAGAUUCCGUCACAAUUUAAAUUGGAAGACAUGGCCAAUCUUUACUCGAGAUCAACUUCCCGGUGAUAAUAAUAAUAAUUUAUAUGGCCAUCAAACAUUCUUCAUGUGCAUUGAAGAUACUUCUGGAAAGUCAUUUGGUGUUUUCUUAAUGAACAGCAACGCGAUGGAGAUUUUCAUCCAGCCUACUCCAAUAGUAACCUACAGAGUUAUUGGUGGCAUUCUGGAUUUUUACAUCAUUUUAGGAGACACACCAGAACAAGUAGUUCAACAAUAUCAACAGCUCGUUGGGCUACCAGCAAUGCCAGCAUAUUGGAGUCUUGGCUUCCAACUGAGUCGCUGGAAUUAUAAGUCUCUAGAUGUAGUGAAAGAAGUGGUGAAGAGGAACCGGGAUGCCGGCAUACCCUUUGACACACAGGUCACUGAUAUUGACUACAUGGAAGACAAGAAAGACUUUACUUAUGAUCAGGUUGCAUUUCAAGGGCUCCCUGAAUUUGUUCAAGAUUUGCAUGACCAUGGACAGAAAUACGUCAUCAUCUUGGACCCGGCAAUUUCCAUAGAUAAGCGUGCCAAUGGCGCAGCAUAUGAAACCUAUGACAGGGGCAACGCAGCAGGUGUGUGGGUAAACGAGUCUGAUGGAAGCACACCCAUCAUUGGAGAGGUAUGGCCAGGAUUGACUGUCUACCCUGAUUUCACCAACCCAACCUGCAUAGACUGGUGGGUGAAUGAAUGCAAUCUUUUUUAUCAAGGAGUGAAAUAUGAUGGACUUUGGAUUGACAUGAAUGAAGUUUCCAGCUUUAUUCAAGGUUCAAAGAAAGGGUGCAGUGAAAACAAACUAAAUUACCCACCUUUUACUCCAGAUAUUCUUGACAAACUCCUGUAUUCUAAAACAAUCUGCAUGGAUUCCGUGCAGACCUGGGGGAAGCAGUAUGAUGUUCAUAGCCUCUAUGGAUACAGCAUGGCAAUAGCCACAGAGAAAGCUAUAGAAAAAGUUUUUCCUAAUAAGAGAGGCUUUAUUCUCACCCGAUCGACGUUUGCUGGAUCUGGACACUACGCUGCACAUUGGUUAGGAGACAACACAGCUUCCUGGGAACAAAUGGAAUGGUCUAUCGCUGGGAUGCUGGAGUUCAGCUUGUUUGGAAUACCUUUGGUGGGAGCAGACAUCUGUGGAUUUGUGGGUGAAACCACAGAAGAGCUUUGCAGAAGGUGGAUGCAACUGGGGGCAUUUUACCCUUUCUCCAGAAACCAUAAUGGUGACGGGUAUGAGCAUCAGGACCCAGCAUUUUUUGGACAGAAUUCACGUUUGGUCAAUUCGUCCCGGCACUAUUUGACAAUCCGCUACACACUGCUACCGUUCCUCUAUACUCUGUUUUAUAAAGCCCAUGUGUUUGGAGAAACAGUGGCAAGACCAGUUCUUCAUGAGUUUUAUGAGGAUACAAACAGCUGGAUUGAGGACCUGGAGUUUUUGUGGGGCCCGGCAUUACUCAUUACUCCUGUUUUAAAACAGGGAGUAGAUACAGUGAGUGCAUAUAUCCCUGAUGCUACCUGGUACGAUUAUGAAACUGGUGCAAAAAGGCCAUGGAGAAAACAACGUGUUAAUAUGUAUCUGCCGGCGGACAAAAUAGGAUUACAUCUUAGAGGAGGGUACAUUAUCCCCAUUCAAGAACCAGAUGUAACAACAACCGCCAGCCGUAGGAAUCCGCUAGGACUUAUAGUUGCAUUAGAUGAAAAUAAUAGAGGAACAGGAGACUUCUUCUGGGAUGAUGGAGAAACUAAAAAUACUGUACAAAAUGGCAACUACAUAUUGUACAGAUUUUCAGCUUCUAACAAUUCUUUAAGUAUUGAAUGCACACACUCAGGGUACCAGGAAGGAACUACCUUGGUAUUUCAGACCAUAAAAAUUCUUGGGUUGACAGACACUGUCACAGAAGUUCUGGUGGCGGAAAACGGUCAACAAAUGACCGCCCACAGCAAUUUUACUUAUGAUCCUUCAAACCAGAUUCUCCUGAUAACGAAUCUCCACUUUAACCUUGGAAGAAGCUUUAAUGUCCAAUGGAAUCAAGUUUACCCAGAAAAUGAAACCUUUAACUGUUAUCCGGAUGCAGACAACGCGCCUGAAGCAGCGUGUAGACAACGAGGCUGUUUAUGGCGAGCGGUUUCUUUAUCCAAGGCACCCGAAUGUUACUUUCCAAGACAGGACAACCCUUACUUAGUCAAGUCAAUGCAGUAUUCAUCAACGGGGAUUACAGCUGACCUCGAAUUAAAUGCUGCAAAUGCUAGAAUAAGGCUGCCUUCGGAACCCAUCUCUACUCUUCAUGUGGAGGUGAAAUAUCACAAAGAUGAUAUGCUGCAGUUUAAGAUUUAUGAUCCCCUAAAGAAGAGGUAUGAAGUUCCAGUACCAUUGAACAUUCCAACCACUCCAACAAGUAGUCAUGAAAAUCGACUUUAUGAUGUUGAAAUCAAGGAAAAUCCUUUUGGUAUCCAGAUUCGACGGAGAAGCAGUGGAAGAGUUAUCUGGGAUUCUCGCCUGCCUGGAUUUGCUUUUAAUGACCAAUUUAUUCAAAUUUCUACCCGCCUGCCAUCAGAAUAUAUCUACGGUUUUGGGGAAGUGGAGCACACAGCAUUUAAGCGAGAUCUGAACUGGAAUACCUGGGGAAUGUUCACGAGAGACCAACCCCCUGGUUAUAAACUUAAUUCCUAUGGAUUUCAUCCCUAUUACAUGGCUCUGGAAGAAGAGGGAAAUGCCCAUGGAGUUCUCUUGCUCAACAGCAAUGCAAUGGAUGUUACCUUCCAGCCAACUCCUGCUCUAACUUACCGCACAAUUGGAGGAAUCUUAGAUUUUUAUAUGUUUUUGGGCCCAACUCCAGAGGUUGCCACAAAGCAAUAUCAUGAAGUAAUUGGCCGCCCAGUCAUGCCACCAUAUUGGGCCUUAGGAUUCCAACUUUGUCGUUAUGGAUACAGAAACACUUCACAGGUUGUGGAACUAUACGAAGAAAUGGUGACUGCUCGGAUCCCCUAUGACGUCCAGUACACAGACAUUGACUACAUGGAAAGGCAACUGGACUUUACGAUUGAUGAUGAAUUCGCUGAACUUCCUCAGUUUGUUGACAGAAUAAGAGGAGAAGGCAUGAGAUACAUUAUUAUCCUGGAUCCAGCAAUUUCAGGAAAUGAAACAAAGCCUUACCCUGCAUUUACCAGAGGAAUAGAGAAAGAUGUCUUUGUCAAAUGGCCUAACACCAGUGAUAUUUGUUGGGCAAAGGUGUGGCCAGAUUUGCCCAAUGUAACAAUAGAUGAAACUAUAACUGAAGAUGAAGCUGUUAAUGCUUCCAGAGCUCAUGUAGCUUUUCCAGAUUUCUUCAGAAAUGCCACAGCAGGAUGGUGGGCAAGGGAGAUUAUAGAUUUUUACACUGACCAGAUGAAGUUUGAUGGCUUGUGGAUUGAUAUGAAUGAACCAUCAAGUUUUGUAAAUGGAACAACUACUAAUGAAUGCAGGAAUGAAAAGUUAAAUUACCCACCAUAUUCCCCAGCACUCACAAAAAGAUAUGAAGGACUCCAUUUCAGAACCAUGUGCAUGGAGACGGAGCAGAUUCUCAGUGAUGGGUCAUCAGUUUUACACUAUGAUGUUCAUAACCUGUACGGAUGGUCGCAAAUAAAACCCUCUUACGAUGCACUACAGAGGACAACUGGCAAAAGAGGCAUUGUCAUUUCCCGUUCCACAUACCCUACUGCGGGCCGGUGGUCAGGACACUGGCUUGGUGACAACUACGCGCGUUGGGACAAUCUGGACAAAUCCAUCAUUGGUAUGAUGGAAUUUAGUCUCUUUGGAAUCUCAUAUACUGGAGCAGACAUCUGUGGAUUCUUCAAUGAUUCAGAGUAUCAUCUCUGUACCCGCUGGACGCAACUUGGAGCGUUUUAUCCAUACUCAAGAAAUCACAACAUCGCAUUUACUAGAAGACAAGAUCCUGUUUCUUGGAAUGAAACUUUUGUUACAAUGGCAAGGGACGUUCUAAAUAUCAGAUACAACUUACUGCCUUAUUUCUAUACACAAAUGCAUGACAUUCAUGCUCAUGGUGGCACUGUUAUCCGACCCCUCAUGCAUGAGUUCUUUAAUGAAAGGGAAACCUGGGAUGUAUUUGAGCAGUUCUUGUGGGGUCCGGCGUUUAUGGUCACCCCUGUAUUGACACCAUAUGCUGAAACUGUGCGUGGCUACGUCCCUAAUGCUCGGUGGUUUAACUACCAUACAGGCCAAGACAUUGGUGUCAGAAGACAAUUUCAUGUUUUUAAUGCUCCUUUUGAUACAAUAAACCUACAUGUCCGUGGUGGCCACAUCCUACCGUGUCAAGAGCCUGCCCAGAACACACAUUUCAGUCGACAAAAUCACAUGAAGCUCAUUGUUGCUGCCGAUGAUAAUCAGAUGGCACAGGGGACUCUGUUUUGGGAUGAUGGAGACAGUAUAGACACCUAUGAAAGAGACCUAUACUUCUUGGCACAAUUUAAUUUAAAUAAGACCACUUUGACAAGCACUAUAUUGAAAAACGGUUACAUAAAUAAGAGUGAAAUGAUACUUGGACUCAUCUAUGUGUGGGGGAAAGAAAAAACAGCUGUCAAUGAGGUUAAUCUAAUAUAUAAUGAAAAUAAAGUAUCAGUUACUUUUAACGAAGACUCAGACAACGAGGUAUUAACCAUUGACCUGCGCAAUCAACAUGUUACACUCGAUGAACCAUUUGAAAUCUCCUGGUCUUGAAGGUCACCAUCAAUUCCAGCCAUCAAAUAGGAAGAAAUGCAUGGAUUCAUGUUUUAGAGCACAUAUAAUUAUCUUUCUUCACUGUUUUUUUAUAUUCUAUAAAAUAUAAUUUUCACAGCAUCUACCUACAUGUUAUUGUACAGUGCACAUGGAUGGUAGUGUUAAUCUUAUUAUAUUAGCAUGGUCUGGAUUCAGUUUUCUAAAAUAUGUCAAAUAGAAUGUGAAUAGUUCUACUUAUCCAUGUUAAGUAUCAGCUAACUGUAAACUAGUUACUACAUAUGUAUAGGUAUAGCUAAGAUAUAAAUUGAACAGGUAAUUCUAAAUUAAGUGAAAUCUUUGUGUAAUGGUAAAUUGUAUAUAAUAGUUCCUCAAUGUUUAGUAGCAUUGAGAUAUGUAUCAACAUUUGUCACAAGAUUUAAUUAUUUCUUAAUAUGUACAUUGAAUUAGAAAAUGAAAUAAAUGAAAUAAAAGGUAUAUAAUUAUAUAAA
Nycticebus coucang (slow loris) is the source of this 6025-nucleotide messenger RNA. RefSeq names its product sucrase-isomaltase (gene SI). The record is from RefSeq and is a predicted model, not a curated record. Gene Ontology annotation, molecular function: carbohydrate binding; alpha-1,4-glucosidase activity. Gene Ontology annotation, biological process: carbohydrate metabolic process. The transcript has 48 exons. NCBI's taxonomy places the organism in Eukaryota, Metazoa, Chordata, Mammalia, Primates, Lorisidae. The coding region runs from base 66 to 5537 and encodes 1823 amino acids.